Penicilliopsis zonata CBS 506.65 is the source of this 1647-nucleotide messenger RNA. RefSeq lists its product as hypothetical. NCBI's taxonomy places the organism in Eukaryota, Fungi, Ascomycota, Eurotiomycetes, Eurotiales, Aspergillaceae. Gene Ontology annotation, cellular component: nucleus; cytoplasm. The transcript has a single exon. The record is from RefSeq and is a predicted model, not a curated record. Gene Ontology annotation, molecular function: RNA polymerase II CTD heptapeptide repeat phosphatase activity; RNA polymerase core enzyme binding. The coding region runs from base 290 to 1165 and encodes 291 amino acids.
GCCAGGCCUGCGGGACGAAAUAAUCUCCAACAACACAACCAGAGCAGGAAUUCAGGAGAAAGAGGAGUGCACGGUAUUUAUUUACUGUUGGUCUAGGAUUUUAUCAAAUCGUGAGCGAUAAAAUAUCUCGCGGAGUGCCCAUUUGCCCUGCUGAUCCUUCGCUGUACGAAGAUUUGCUAAUUUUUUCUCUGAUAAAUUCGAUAGGCCCUUUUCCCAGGCUACCGAGACCGUUUUCUGGCCAUUAAUUCAGUGAAAGAUAUACCGGGAACCAUAUUAGACGCCAGCUUCUAUGCCGUCUCCCGACCGUCCUGCUGCGGCGAGCUCGCCGGCGCUGGCGCAGCGACCCGGCACGGAUCCUCGCCAUCUGGCGAUCGCCCUGCACCACGCCCAGCAGAUCCAGGCACAGAAGGACACGCAGACGUUAAUCCUGGACCGGAUCCUCGAGUUGAUCGAGCUGCCCAGCUCGCCGACAGCGGAUCCCGCGACGCCCGCGGCUGCCGACGUGGCGGCUCUGAAAUCCGCGCUGCGGCCCUUCCAGCCGGCCGACUACGACAAUCUCAUCCUGGAACGGAACAUCGAGGGCCGCUGCGGGUAUGCGCUGUGUCCUCGCGAGCACCGCAAGGAGGACCCCCGCGUGCGGUUCCGGAUCGUCUGGGGCGCCAAGGGGAGUGGUGCGGGCGGGCGCGGCCGCGAGAUGGAUAUCGUGCCGCGCGAGAAGCUGGAGAUGUGGUGUUCGAGCGAGUGUGCCGAGCGGGCCAUGUAUAUUCGCGUCCAGCUGGCCGAGGAGCCCGUUUGGGAGCGCCGGGCGGACGACAGACGCGGCAGGCAGAUCCUCCUGCUCGAGGAAGGGAGGGCGGCAAGCAACGACCACCACCGGCAACGCCAGCCUUCCGCCUCAGUUAAAGAUGUACUGGGCCAGCUGGAUAAUCUGAAUCUCGCGACGGGCUCGGCGUCGGACUCGGCUGACCUCGCGCUGGAGCGUGGCGAUGUCCAUCCUGCUCUUCACGGCGGCCGGGUUGAAGUCCAGAUCAGGGAGAAGCAAGUCGCCGCCGGGUCGACCAGAGCACCGGAGCUGCGCCCGGAGGACCGCAUGGGAGGAGCCAUCGAGGGAUACGUGCCCCGAGACACGCAAGACCAGGACCAGGACAUGCUCGAUUUGCUGUGAUCAAGAGAAUUUCUUCCAGUGUCUUGAAUCGAGUCUAGGCGUUGGGAGGAUUGCAUGGCGUUGAUGUUUAUGAUACCCUCUACGUUAGUCUUUUAUUACAUGUCAAUGAUCGAUAAUCAAUCAACCUAGUAAGUCUACAUCGUCGAAAAUAAAAAGUAUAUCUUCAAGAUGCACAGACAAUCCCAUGUAGACAAAAGAGUCCAGACAAGAGUCUACAGUGCAAGAAAAUUGGCAAUCAAGCGUCAUCCAGAGGAAUCAGCGACACCUUUUGGGGAAGAAAUCGUAAUUUUCAUUCCUGUCUAGCUACAACCAUGAGCCCCAGGGCCCGACUGGUCGGUCGAAGAACUUUUUUGUUUUGUUUUGUUUUUUUUUUCCGUCAGAAGAUCCGCAGGGACAACUUAGCGAGCACCGCCGAAGCGACGAGGGCGCUCCUGGACCUGCUGCUGGCUGACGUUGACGACGUUGACCUUGAGGUUGUCGAA